UCAGUUUUGGUUCAGUUAAACCCGUCUUCUUCCUCUCUCGUUCACGGUGCACCGAAACCACCAUGCGAGGGUGAUCGCGAUCGAAGCUCACAUCAUUUCCAUCACCUUCAACGAUGUCUUUCGCUCUCAUCGAAGCCUGCAAGAAGCGAAAACGGUGGCCCAAGUUUUUCAGGUUUCACUCCUUCGCCGAACCCGGUAACCCCGUUGCGCCGUUGGGUCCCUUCCGCGAUAACGUUCGGGUUUUCCUCCAAGAAGCUGGUGAACUCGAAGAUUAUAAUGUGGCCGGGAAUUCUCUCUGGUGCACCCUUCUCAUUCACGAUAAGUCCAACGUUAUGGCUCCUCUCUACACCAUCGAAGAGCACGUGCACCAUUCUUCGCACCCCUUCUGUGAUCACUGCCGCUGCGUAGGUUGGAGUGGUCAUUUUGUAUCGAAGAGAAGGUAUCAUUUUAUAAUCCCGAUGGACAACGGGUGGCAUAAACCCUUAGAUGAAGGUGCUAUAGACAAGCAGAGUCACCUAUUGCAUGGCGUGAUUCAUUGUAAUGGUUAUGGCCAUUUGCUCUGUGUCAAUGGCAUUGAAGGAGGUUCCAAGGUUCUAAGUGGGAGAGAGGUCAUGGAUCUCUGGGACCGGAUAUGCACCAAUCUCCGAGCACGGAAAAUUGCAGUGGAAGAUGUUUCAUGUAAGAGGUCUAUGGAUCUUCGCUUACUCCAUGGAGUUGCCUAUGGACACUCUUGGUUUGGUAGGUGGGGUUAUAGAUUUUGCCGUGGAAGCUUUGGUGUGACAGAGCAAGACUACGACGAAGCAAUGACAAUGCUUGGUUCAUUGGAGCUUGACAUGAUUGUGAAAGAAUUGAGAAAGACAAAGUACAACAAAGAAAUCAAACAAAUGAUUCGGUGCUACAGAGAUAUGAGUGAGACUCAUAUUAUCUCGCUCAGGGAUCUUCUCAGGUUUAUGCUAAUUGUCAAGUCUCCUCGUGCUCCUGUGUCUAAGAUAACAGUCACUUAUUCUGCUGCUGCUGCUGAUGAUUCUUGUUCUUCAGCAAUCAUCUUAAGAAAUUCCACCAAACACCAACUUCCAAGCAGAUCAAGUUCCAUGAAGGAUAAAUCAGUGAGGUAUAGGAAGUUCAGCAGUGCGGUGUCUAACAUGGAUAGCAGGUGGCCCACAAGGAGACUAGAGUUUGCAGCUCAAGUGAUUGUGGAUGCGCUGAAAGAUAACAUGGCUGUGAGACCAGGCUCAAGUGGGAUGGCAAGGCAAGAUGUGAGAGACGCAGCUAGGCUUCACAUUGGUGACACAGGCUUACUUGAUUAUGUACUUAAAUCACUCAACAAUGUGAUUGUUGGAAACUACGUUGUUCGCCGCAUGGUGAAUCCAUCAACUAGAAUCCUAGAGUACACCAUUCAUGAUCUUGGCAAGGGGCAUAAGUGCAAAGCCCCUGAACUGGAGCAUGAGCUGAUGACUUAUGUAGAUCAACAAGAAGAGUCAUCUUGGGUGCCUGGUAAUGAUGUUUACUGUGAUGUAUUGUUUCUGUAUAAGAAUGUGCUAUUGGGUUAUCCAGAUUCAGAAGCAGUGGACUUGGCAAUUCAGACCAUUCUAGACUGCAGGUACUUCGUGAAAGAGUGGCCAAUGAGGGGUGAAAUGGAGGAGCAGGUAUUGACAUUCAUUUGCCGCCUGCAACCAAAUUUUGUGGACAUGAAAUAUGAGUUGAAAAGCGUACCAUGUGGAGAGGUUGUGGUGGUUUCACUUCAUGCAACUGUUGGGGACUUGAAGAGAGCUGCUGAGGCUGCGCUGAGGGACACUUACUGCAUUGCAGAAAGGCUUAUAGUGACAGACAUUAAAGAAUUGAUGGGAGUGAGUGAUGAGGAAGUGCUUUUUGGACUAAUCCAAUCUGGUGUGGAACUUUGUGUGAGGGGAAUUGCAGUAGACUUGUGCACCCCAUUGAAGUAUCAGGGUGGAUCUGAUAGCUGGAAGGUGAGAUGUGAGUGUGGAGCUCAAGAUGAUGAUGGGGAAAGAAUGGUGGCUUGUGACAUUUGUGAGGUGUGGCAGCAUACACGCUGUUGUGGCAUAGAUGACUCUGAGACAGUGCCACCACUGUUUGUCUGCACUGGUUGCUGUGAUUCACUUGUACCCUCCAGGAUUGAAUCAGCCUUUUGUUCGGAUUCUGAUGAUUCUUUUCUGAUUUCAACAGACCCUACCCUUUUACUAGAAUAUGAAUAUGGAUACUAAAUUCUUGAAUACAAUACUGUUGUAACAUAGG
This is a messenger RNA of Cajanus cajan (pigeon pea), 2253 nucleotides long. It is a transcript of the gene MMD1, whose product is annotated as RING/FYVE/PHD zinc finger superfamily protein. Lineage: Eukaryota; Viridiplantae; Streptophyta; Magnoliopsida; Fabales; Fabaceae. The record is from RefSeq and is a predicted model, not a curated record.